GGGAAAAAAUCAGUCUCAGCAGUUAUCCUAUAAUGGGGAGCAACUGUGCUGCAGUAACCCAAAAUGUUUGCAUUGCAAUGGCGUGUUUAGGAGGGAGGAGGUCCUCCGCUAAGAACAAAUAAACAAGAUCGCCAUGGCCACAGAAAUCGGCUCUCCACCCCGGUUUUUCCAUAUGCCGAGGUUCCAGCAUCAGGCACCUCGGCAGCUGUUUUAUAAGAGACCUGAUUUUGCACAGCAACAAGCGAUGCAGCAACUCACCUUUGAUGGGAAACGGAUGAGAAAAGCUGUUAACAGAAAAACCAUAGACUAUAAUCCCUCUGUAAUUAAAUAUUUGGAGAAUAGAGUAUGGCAAAGAGACCAGCGAGACAUGAGAGCAAUCCAGCCUGAUGCAGGAUAUUAUAAUGAUCUUGUCCCUCCAAUUGGAAUGCUGAAUAACCCUAUGAAUGCUGUAACAACAAAAUUUGUUAGGACAUCUACCAAUAAAGUAAAAUGUCCAGUGUUUGUUGUCAGGUGGACUCCUGAAGGGAGACGUUUGGUUACUGGGGCUUCUAGUGGAGAGUUUACGCUAUGGAAUGGACUCACUUUCAACUUUGAAACAAUAUUACAAGCUCACGACAGCCCUGUAAGGGCCAUGACUUGGUCACACAAUGAUAUGUGGAUGCUGACAGCAGACCACGGAGGAUAUGUGAAAUACUGGCAGUCCAACAUGAACAACGUCAAGAUGUUCCAGGCACAUAAGGAGGCGAUUAGAGAGGCCAGUUUCUCACCCACGGAUAAUAAAUUUGCUACAUGCUCUGAUGACGGCACUGUUAGAAUCUGGGACUUUCUACGUUGCCAUGAGGAGAGAAUUCUUCGAGGGCAUGGGGCAGAUGUGAAGUGUGUUGACUGGCAUCCAACAAAGGGGUUGGUUGUAUCAGGAAGUAAAGACAGCCAACAGCCAAUCAAGUUUUGGGAUCCAAAGACUGGGCAGAGCCUUGCCACACUACAUGCUCAUAAAAACACAGUGAUGGAGGUAAAGUUGAACCUCAAUGGCAAUUGGCUGCUCACAGCUUCUCGUGACCACCUGUGCAAACUCUUUGACAUUCGAAACCUGAAAGAAGAGCUCCAGGUCUUCAGGGGUCAUAAGAAAGAGGCCACAGCUGUAGCCUGGCAUCCUGUUCACGAAGGACUUUUUGCAAGUGGAGGAUCUGAUGGCUCUUUGUUGUUCUGGCAUGUUGGGGUUGAGAAGGAAGUUGGUGGAAUGGAAAUGGCCCAUGAGGGAAUGAUCUGGAGUCUGGCUUGGCAUCCUCUUGGACAUAUUCUCUGCUCAGGCUCAAAUGAUCACACUAGCAAGUUCUGGACUAGGAAUCGGCCUGGAGAUAAAAUGCGCGAUCGCUACAACCUGAACCUACUGCCCGGAAUGUCGGAGGAUGGAGUGGAAUAUGCUCCAGGAGAUGACCUUGAGCCCAACAGCCUUGCAGUAAUCCCUGGGAUGGGAAUACCUGAGCAACUGAAGCUGGCCAUGGAACAAGAGCAGCUGGGGAAAGAUGAAUCAAAUGAAAUUGAGAUGACCAUCCCAGGGCUGGACUGGGGAAUGGAGGAGGUGAUGCAGAAGGACCAAAAGAAAGUGCCACAGAAAAAAGUGCCGUAUGCAAAACCAAUUCCAGCACAGUUUCAACAGGCCUGGAUGCAGAAUAAGGUCCCUCUUCCUGCCCCGCCAGAGCCACUGAAUGACAGAAAGGAUGAUAUCAAACUGGAGGAGAAAAAGAAGACACAGGCGGAGAUUGAGCAGGAAAUGGCAGCCCUUCAGUACACCAACCCACAGCUCUUGGAGCAACUGAAAAUUGAAAGACUUGCACAGAAGCAAACUGAGCAAGUGCCGCAGCCACCACCUCCCGGAGGCUCUAUGCAUGGACCCCAGCCUUUCCCAGGACAAGGCCCAAUGUCACAGAUGCCUCAAGGAUUUCAGCAGCCCCUUCCACCUCAACAGAUGCCAAUGAAUAUGCCUCAAAUGGGACCCCCUGGUCCACAAGGACAGUUCAGACCUCCAGGACCGCAAGGGCAAAUGGGGCCUCAAGGUCCUCCACUACACCAAGGAGCUUCAGGUCCACAGGGGUUCAUGGGACCACAAGGACCUCAGGGACCACCACAAGGACUGACAAGGCCUCAGGAUUUACAUGGGCAUCAAGGAAUGCAGAGACAUCCUGGCCCCCAUGGGCCAAUGGGGCCUCAAGGGCCACCAGGCCCACAGGGUAAUUCUGGCCCACAAGGGCACUUAGGACCACAAGGCCCACCUGGGUCUCAGACUCAUUUGGGACCACAAGGCCCACCUGGUCCACAAGGGCACUUAGGUCCUCAAGGUCCCCCUGGUGGUCAAGGAAUGCAGGGGCCACCAGGUCCACGAGGAAUGCAAGGACCUCCUCUUCCUCAUGGAAUGCAAGGAGCUCCAGGAUCUCAAGGGAUGCAGGGUCCUAUAUCUCAAGGGCCAUUGAUGGGACUUAACCCAAGAGGGAUGCAGGGUCCACCAGGGCCCCGAGAUAAUCAAGGACCUGCUCCACAAGGGAUGAUGAUGGGUCAUCCACAAGAAAUGAGAGGACCUCAUAUGCAAGGUGGUUUACUAGGACAUGGUCCCCAGGAGAUGAGGGGCCUGCAGGGACCCCCACCUCAAGGUGCAAUGUUAGGACCUCCGCAGGAAUUACGUGGGCCACCAGGUGCACAAAGCCAGCAGGGACCUCCACAGGGUGCUUUAGUAGGUCCUCAAGGAAGCAUGCAAGGGCCACCAGGACCUCAGGGACAGCAGAAUCCUUCAAGGGGGCCACAUCCUUCCCAAGGCCCACUACCGUUCCAGCAGCAGAAAACUCCCCUGCUGGGUGAUGGGCCUCGUGCCCCAUUCAACCAGGAAGGACAGAACCCAGGUCCUCCACCAUUAAUUCCAGGACUGGGGCAGCAAGGAGGACAGGGCCGUCUUGCCCCUCACAACCAAGGACCUGGGCCUAAUAAAGGUGAUGCUCGUGGCCCUCCAAACCAUCACAUGGGCCCUCUCGCAGACAGAAGGCAUGAUCAGAACAGUGGUCCUCCAGAUCAUGGUCCUGAGAGAGGACCGUUCCGAAGUGGUCAGGAGUGGGGUGAUGGUAGGGACAACAGGGGCCUGCCUGACAGACGAGGACCUCACCCAGAUUUCCAUGAUGACUUUGAGCGGCCAGAUGACUUCCGUGAUGAUUUCCAUCCAGACAAAAGAUUUGGCCAUCGGUUACGUGACUUUGAGGGGAGAGGAGGCCCACCACUACAAGAUGAGAAAUGGAGACGAGGUGGCCCAGGGCCUCCCUUUCCCCCUGAUCACAGGGAAUUUGAAGGAGGGGGCUCAAACCGUGGGCCUCCUGGGGCAUGGGAAGGACGGAGACCAUCGGAUGAGAGAUAUCCGCGGGAUCCUGAAGAAGCACGAUUCCGUGGAAGACGGGAUGAGAGCUUCAGAAGAGGAGCACCCUCAAGACAUGAGGGCCGGGGACCUAGGGGAAGGGAUGGCUUUCCUGGUCCCGACGACUUUGGGCCAGAAGACAAUUUUGAUUCAUCAGAUGAUAACUCAAGAGGACGAGAUCAUGGCAGUCGAGGACGAGGUCGGGGCACUCCAAGAGGAGGACGAAAAGGUCUGCUUCCCACUCCAGAUGAGUUUCCCCGUUUUGAAGGAGGACGGAAACCAGAAUCCUGGGAUGGAAACAGAGAACCAGGUUCCCGCCAGGAUCACCCUCCUCAUGACGGACAUUCUCCUGCUACCCGAGAACGUUCUUCGUCACUCCAGGGUAUGGACAUGGCCUCACUGCCACCACGGAAACGUCCCUGGCAUGAUGGACCAGGGACAUCUGAGCACAGAGAAAUGGAAGGCCCAGGUGGGCCCCCAGAAGAGAGGGGCAAAGGACGAGGAAGUUCAGGACCUUCCCAGAGAGUGCCAAAAUCUGGGAGGUCUAGUUCUUUGGAUAGAGAUCAUCAUGAUGGAUUCCACAGAGAUGAAGCUUUUGGUGGAGGCCCUACAGCAGGCAAUAACCCUUCCAGAGGAGGAAGGAGUGGGAGUAACUGGGGAAGAGGAAGCAACAUGAACUCUGGCCAGUCAAGGCGAGGAGUAUCUAGGGGCACUGGAAGGGGCCGGUAGAAGAGGCUGUGACUGGGUGAUACCCAGUCCUUACUGGACAGUAUUUAAAUAGACUUCUAUUGUGGACUCCUUCAGAGAGUAAACCUGCAGCAACACAACCCUGAACUCCUACCUGGAAUAACUGAAUGUGCAUUAGUUCCUAACAAGGAUCAUUUCCUAGAUCAAGCAACUGCUACUAGCUGCAAGGUUGUAGCUGGCUUUCUGUUUUGCCCUCUCCAACCCAUCUUCCUCACCCUCUUUUUAUCUGCAUUGUUUUGUGAAGAUAAAAGCUGGAAUUUUUUUUAGUCUUGUGAGACAUGGAGCACCUCCACAGAUUUCUGUUCACCUCCAGAUGGAAAAUUGUUUCUAUAUGUACAGUUUGUCAGGAAAAAAAGUUAAGUUGUUUUUGUAUGAAUACAGAAUGUAAUUUGCGCAAGAAUUAACAAAAAAAAUCAGUGCAAUGUG
Messenger RNA from Gavialis gangeticus (Gharial), 4567 nucleotides. RefSeq names its product WD repeat domain 33 (gene WDR33). NCBI's taxonomy places the organism in Eukaryota, Metazoa, Chordata, Crocodylia, Gavialidae. The record is from RefSeq and is a predicted model, not a curated record. The transcript is spliced from 23 exons. Gene Ontology annotation, molecular function: protein binding. Gene Ontology annotation, cellular component: mRNA cleavage and polyadenylation specificity factor complex. Bases 134 to 4123 code for a protein of 1329 amino acids.